UGUGUGUGAGAGAGAGGAACAGAGCGUCCUUCAGAUAAAACCAAAGGCUCUGCGUUUGUAAUGCGCGAGCGUGUGUGUGUGUGAUGUGCGAGCGUGUGUGUGAUAAGGAGGUGGGGGUGAGAGACCCCGUUGUGCUUUGACCCCCUAAACAACUCUCCAUUUCUCUCUCUCCAUCUCUCUCUCUCUCUCUCUCUCUCUCUCUCUCUCUCUCUCUCUCUCUCUCUCUCUCUCUCUCUCUCUCUCUCUCUCUCUCUCUCUCUCUCUCUCUCUCUCUCUCUCUCUCUGGUUUAAAGCUCCAUCGCUCAUCGCGGAGAGACGCAUUCGAGCUCAACGCCUCGCUUCAUGGACAUUGGUAGCGCGCGAAGGACGCGACAUCAUCUGAAACGCGCCGCUAACACUGGAUACUCGGCCCGCGUCACGCUGCUACAGUCUUCUAAAGAGAGUGUGUCUUAUCCGCCGCGGGUGUGUGUUGUCCUCCGUCAGUGAGUGUGUGAGCUCGGCUUCCGUAUCGCAUGGAGAAGAGGUAUGAGGAGUUGGUGCAGUACCCAGGCUCUGACGGCAUGCCUGUGGGAGGGUACCGGGACGUCAUGAGGUCACUUCCUCCGCAUCACUACGGCCACACGGUGCCUGACUCCCUGAAACACCACCGGGAUCUGAUCUACGGUCAUCCUCUGUUUCCACUCCUGGCUCUGGUAUUUGAAAAGUGUGAACUUGCCACUUGCUCACCACGAGACUCCGCCUCCAUGUCAAACUCCGCCCACCUCCACGGCAUGACCAAUCACAGCGACGUCUGCUCCUCUGACUCGUUCAACGAUGACAUCGCAGCCUUUGCCAAACAAAUUCGAUCAGAGAAACCCAUCUUUUCAUCAAAUCCAGAACUGGAUAAUCUGAUGAUCCAGGCCAUUCAAGUUCUACGGUUUCAUCUAUUAGAGCUAGAGAAGGUUCAUGACCUUUGUGAUAACUUCUGUCAUCGCUACAUCACCUGUCUAAAGGGCAAGAUGCCCACUGAUUUGGUGCUGGAGGACCGGGACGGGGGAUCCAAAUCUGACAUGGAAGAUUUCACUGGUUCUUGCACCAAUCUGUCAGAACAAAAUCAGUCUUGGUUGCGAGACCCAGAUGAGUGUGUGUCGACCCCCUCGGGCACCCCGAGCGCCUCCUGUGGCCUCACCUCACACAGCGCAGAGAACUGCAGUGAUGCCGGUGAUGGAUUGGAUGGGAGUGUGGCAUCGCCCAGCACGGGAGAAGAAGACGAAACGGACAGAGACAGACGAAACAACAAGAAAAGAGGAAUCUUUCCCAAAGUUGCAACAAACAUUAUGAGAGCAUGGCUCUUUCAGCACCUGUCGCACCCGUACCCGUCUGAAGAACAGAAGAAACAGCUCUCCCUGGACACGGGUCUCACCAUACUGCAGGUCAACAACUGGUUUAUAAAUGCCAGGCGCAGAAUAGUCCAGCCAAUGAUUGACCAAUCAAAUCGCUCAGGCCAGGGUGCCCCGUACAGUCCAGAGGGGGCGGCUCUUGGAGGAUAUGGGUUGGAUGCUCAGACUCAUUUAGGUCUUAGGACAGCAGGGCUUCAGGGAAUGCCCACGGAUUACCCCGGGGCCCUCCUGCCCCAGCCGGGAUACCCCCACGCCGGCCCGUCCCUGCACCCCUACCCCGGCCCCCACACUGCCAUGCUGCUCCACCCUCCCCCCCACAGCCACCCCGCCGAACCCCUCAUAGGACAAGGCCUGGACAUUCACGCCCACUAACCGAAACUCUCAGUCCACACAUAAUGACUCUGAGAAUGUCUUAAAUGCACUGACCUGGCAUCAUAUUAAUGUAUCUCAACGCUCAUCUCAAAUGCCUGACAGACUUGUUACAUUCCUCAUGACAAUGCUCUGAAUGCACUGCACCCAAUACAUCUAACCACUAGUUUCAAUGCACAUCGCAGCGUUUGAUUGAGUAUACCCAUGUCUUCCUAUGGCCUUAGGGGGGAUCUCCCUUCAUCGAACAUAAAGGCCUUCAUCGCCUUUCUUGCCUUGCCUCCGAAAACCCUCUCGAGGAGCACAAGUGGAAACACACAGGAUAUACCUCCUCAGCCAGGGCCCGAGAAAAGCAGAGGUCCUGAGAUAGUCUUCUGUUCUGUUGCACCGAAUCCUUAUAACUGCUGAACAUGAUUAAUAAAAUCUAAGGGUGAAGCUCAUGAAACCAGGUCUCGUUUCACGCCAAAAUCAAAAAGAAAAGAUAGAAAACCUAUUUAGAGACAAUUACGAUUUCUUUUUCAAAUAAUUAACGAAUCAGAACAAAUAAUUGCAUUUCCCCUCCCAAUAGUGACCCAUUGGUGUAAUAAAGUUUUUCUGGGGAAAAAUUUUUUUUAUUUUUUAUUCACAUUUUUAUUUCUUUUGAUUUGGGGGUGAAACUUAUGGCAUGGCGAAGGAAGGAAAUAUGAGAUGGGAGGAAAGUUAUUUGUCAAUGCAUUCACGUUCUCUCCCAAAGAACACAAAUGUUUUGAGAGUGAAUGCAAAACAUAUUUUCUCAUAUUUUUUCCAUCACAGAUUUUGAAAUGUUCUUGAUAGGUUUCAUGAGCUUUACCUGUUAAAAGUCAGCCAAGAGUCUUUGUCUUCCUGACCGAGGGCCGUCACAUGCGUUUCUCUCAGUUCUUCUCUUUAGAAGUCAGUCUCACUUUUAUACAUUAUUUAAUUAAAAAUGUUUGUUAAUUGUUUUCGUUUGUAUUUAUCUGUGUCAGAAAUACGGCUAAAGUUACAAUAAUCCGAGCGCCACGUAUUUUGGAUUAUCUGGAUUGGAUAAAGAAGUGAAUAUGUUCUUCAGUUAUUUGAAGGUUGUGUGAAUGUUUACCCGCCGAGGUCCGACAGGCACGUUUUUGGUUUGCUCUAAAGGACCUGACUCGCAUCAUCAUCAUCAUCAAUAUUUCAUCCACUUUUUUCACACAAUACACAUGUAUUUCUGACUAUACUUUUUUGGAGAUUUUGUUGGAAUGCAAAGAAACCUGAGCUCUUUUUUGUCCCUCUCCUGUCUGCAUUAAAACAUAUGAUGUGACUGUUGAUGAUAUGGCAUAAGCAUCAUUAUAUCAACAAAACAUUCAAUUUGAAAAGUUCAAAGUCAAUUUAACUCAGAUAAUUAAUUAGAUACUUUUCUAAAGCCAGACAUAUUUGAAGAGCACAAAUCCACACAGAAAAGAGACAAAAAAGUGUUUAUGAAUGAAUUAUACAAUGGUUUAAUUGUCUGACAUUAAAUACAAAAAAAGGCUGAAAAACGAGGACAUUUGAAUUUGAGAGAAGCACCAUUUAAACUAAUUCAUUAAAAUCACUGCUGCUUUUUAUUUCUUUUAGCCAUUUUGGGGGCAAUUUGUAUCUCUUUUUUUUUUUAAACAGUAUCAAGGAAAUGACAUGAAUUGCAGACGAAAUAUAAAAUAAAUAAAAGUUUCUACCCGUG
Molecule: messenger RNA, 3435 nt
Organism: Pimephales promelas (fathead minnow)
Lineage: Eukaryota; Metazoa; Chordata; Actinopteri; Cypriniformes; Leuciscidae
Gene: meis3
Product: myeloid ecotropic viral integration site 3
Biological process (GO): regulation of DNA-templated transcription
Molecular function (GO): DNA binding
Source: RefSeq, a predicted model, not a curated record